Durio zibethinus is the source of this 1177-nucleotide messenger RNA. Lineage: Eukaryota; Viridiplantae; Streptophyta; Magnoliopsida; Malvales; Malvaceae. The record is from RefSeq and is a predicted model, not a curated record.
UUUUAAAAAGCUUCGAUUUCUUCCAAAACCCAACUGAGGAAACAAACCUUGGAUUCUUUAGUUGAAAGUUGGAGAGUUAGAGUCUCCAAUGCAGUGGAUUCGAGGGCAAACGAUUGGAUGUGGAAGUUUUAGUACUGUCAAUUUGGUAGUACCUAAUAAAAAAGGCUUUUCACAAUGUCCUCCUCCAAUGGCGGUCAAGUCUUGUGAAAAUAUCAACUCUGAUUCUCUCAAGAACGAGAAGGAAGUGCUUGAUCAACUUGGUUUUUGCCCGCAAAUCAUCCGUUGUUUUGGUGACGAGUAUACCGUUGAGAACGAUGAGAAGUUGUAUAAUUUGUUCUUGGAGUAUGCUAAUAAAGGAAGCUUGGCUGAUCAGGUUAAGAAAAGCGGUGGAAACUUGGUAGAAUCCGAUGUUAGACGAUAUGCAAGAUCCAUACUUGAAGGGCUACGCUUUCUUCAUGCCAAAGGGUUUGCUCAUUGUGAUAUUAAACUUCAAAAUAUUCUUUUGUUUGGCAAUGGGGAUGUCAAGAUAGCUGAUUUUGGAUUGGCGAAGAGAAACGGGAAAGAAGGAGGAGAACGAUGGAGGUUGGAAAUCAGGGGAACUCCUCUCAAUAUAGCACCAGAGUCAGUGAACGAAAACGAGUAUGAUUCACCGGUGGAUAUCUGGGCACUUGGAUGUGCUGUCGUUGAGAUGUUUACAGGGAAAUCAGCCUGGAAUUUCAAACCAGGAACAAACGUGGCGGCUUUACUGAUUAAAAUUGGUGUUCGUGAUGAAUUGCCUGCAAUUCCUGCAGAGUUAUCUGAGCAAGGAAAAGAUUUUCUUCGGAAGUGCUUUGUUAAGGAUCCAAAGAACAGAUGGACUGCUGAGAUGCUCCUGGAUCAUCCAUUUAUGGCUGGCGAUGAUGAGACGAUUGCAAUGAAUCGAUGUGAAGAAGAAGCGUCAACAUCUCCAAAAUGUUCUUUCGAAGAAUUUUCAGUAUCACCAAGACUUCCUUUCGAUUUUCCGUACUGGGUUUCAACUCAAUCAACAGCUUCUUCUCAAUCGAAUUUUCAACAGAAUUCAAGCCUUGUUUCGUCGUCUCCAAGUUACGUUUCAUCACCAUUGGAUCGGAUUCGUCAAUUGGCUUGUGACCAGGCGCCCAAUUGGUCAGUUUGCGGGAGCUGGAUCACGUUGAGGUAG